Molecule: messenger RNA, 345 nt
Organism: Anopheles marshallii
Lineage: Eukaryota; Metazoa; Arthropoda; Insecta; Diptera; Culicidae
Exons: 1
Coding region: 1-345 (114 amino acids)
Source: RefSeq, a predicted model, not a curated record
AUGUUUCGAAAAUCUAAACAAACUGUGGCCCCGCUCCCAAAACCGCCCACCGAAGAGCAAAUGCUAGAGGAUUUACAGCUGUUUCACGAGACAAGACCAGCGCCACAACAAAUUUCCAGCGAAAACCUACCAACCUUAACCGAGGAAUCGAGCAUGGACGAUUGGUGGAAAGUGUACGAUGCCACGGUGGAACACCACGAACAGUUUCAGGGACUGAAAACGAAUGCACAAGAGCUGAAGAGGACGCUACAAGAAAUGCGCGAUGAAUUGCAGGCAGCGUGUGACAAAAUUAUGGCCGAAAUCAGUCAAGACUUGGAACGGCUAGGCACAACGAUGUCGGAAUAA